Molecule: messenger RNA, 645 nt
Organism: Miscanthus lutarioriparius
Lineage: Eukaryota; Viridiplantae; Streptophyta; Magnoliopsida; Poales; Poaceae
Source: the annotation of a GenBank genome assembly
AUGGCGCUCAAGAACCACAGCGAGGCGGAGCGGCGCCGCAGGGAGAGGAUCAACGCGCACCUCGCCACGCUCCGGACCAUGGUGCCCUGCUCCGACAAGAUGGACAAGGCCGCGCUGCUGGCGGAGGUGAUAACCCACGUGAAGAAGCUCAAGGCCACGGCGGCGCGCAUCCGCGACCACUGCGCCGUCCCGGCCGACGCGGACGACGUCGCCGUCGAGCUGGUCCAGGGCGCGCCUCCAUCUACGACCGGCGGCGUCCUCGUCAAGGCGACGCUGAGCUGCGCCGACGGCGCCGACGUGUUCGCGGAAGUCAAGCACGCGCUGCGGCCGCUGCGGCUCAGCGUCGUGGGCUCCGAGGUCACCACGCUGGGCGGCCGCGUCCGCUUCACCUUCGUCAUCAUGUCGUCGUCGUCGUCGUGCGGCAACAGCGGCGGCGGCGACGUGGGCGCCGUCGUCGCGUCCGUGCACCAGGCGCUCCAGUCCGUCGAUCGACAGGGCCAACUCCGCGCUCGAGUUCGCGCCGAGGGCGUCGCUUCUCAACAAGCGCCGGAGGGUCUCCACGUUCGAGUCCUCCAGCUCCUCUUCUUGAACCUUGACCGAUCGGAUCGGAUGAUUCAUUCAGAGAAGACGAAGACGUACGUGUAA